Molecule: messenger RNA, 2494 nt
Organism: Topomyia yanbarensis
Lineage: Eukaryota; Metazoa; Arthropoda; Insecta; Diptera; Culicidae
Gene: BTBD9
Product: BTB/POZ domain-containing protein 9
Exons: 4
Coding region: 257-2143 (628 amino acids)
Biological process (GO): adult locomotory behavior; circadian behavior; modulation of chemical synaptic transmission
Molecular function (GO): protein binding
Source: RefSeq, a predicted model, not a curated record
UCUUGUUUUGGUCGUUUUGGUAUAUACGUAGUUUGUGUCUGGUGAUGCGGGUGAUGAUUUUUAUUUUUUAAGCAGAAAAAACCGGAUUUUUUAAAGAACCAGUGACCGCCAGAACCGAAACUGUCGAAAAACAUAGGAGCAGACCUUAGUGAUUGUUGACACGCUGACUAAAUUUCCAUACGCCAUAGCUGCCGCCAAGCCUCUGGAUGUGCUGUGUUGCCACCUGUGCUGCGUCAACGAGCCAUCGGCACCUGAAAUGAGCAGCCAAAGUCAUAAGAUGUCUGGACCGCACCCGUCGACAACAAACAAACCAGCAAGCGAAGAGAUAGCACUAACAGCACGCUUCAGUGAGCAAAUGGCGCAACUCUGCAUGUCGCCCGAUUAUUCCGACGUAACGUUCAUAGUCGAGAAUGAAAAACUACCGGCGCACCGCGUCAUCCUGGCAGCCCGAAGUGAAUACUUUCGGGCUUUGCUUUACGGGGGUCUGUCGGAAACGCAUCAAGAUGAAAUUCAUCUCAAAAUCCCAUUGAAGGCUUUUAAAGCCCUGCUGAAAUAUAUCUACUCGGGAAACAUGUCUCUUGCUCAGAUGAAGGAAGAAAACAUACUGGACACGUUGGGUUUGGCCAAUCAGUACGGAUUUACGGACUUGGAAAUCGCCAUCUCAGACUACCUCCGACAAGUUCUGUCUCUGAGUAACGUCUGCGCGAUUCUCGAUGCUGCCAAGCUUUUUGGCCUGGACGGACUUAUCAACGUGUGCCAUUCGUUUCUCGAUCGAAAUGCGGGCGAGAUACUGCAGCACGAAACCUUCAAGAACCUAUCGCAGGAAUCGAUUUGCAGUCUGCUGAUGAGGGAUUCAUUUUUCGCUCCCGAAGUGCAGAUUUUCCAGGCCGUCGACGAGUGGUGCAAAUUGAACGGGGAGGGCAUCAAUGUCGAGGCAGUCGUGUCGAAGGUUCGUUUCUCGCUAAUGACACUGGAACAGUUGCUGCAUGUUGUGCGCCCGUCCGGUAUUCUGGAUCCGGACCAUCUGUUGGAUGCCAUUGCCGAUAAAACAGCGUCUACGCAGCUGCCGUACAGAGGAGCACUGUGGCCAGAAGAGAACGUCGCCUGUAAAGAGUUCAGCUCGCGAACCAUUCAAGGCGAGUACAGACCUGCACUGCUAGACGGGGACACCAACUCGUACGAUAUGGACAAAGGCUACACGCGGCAUUCGAUCAGCGAUACGGGUGUUACGCAGGGAAUCAUCGUUCAGCUUGGGAAAAUGUUCAUCAUUAAUCACAUCAGAAUUUUACUGUGGGACCGAGACACGAGGUCAUACUCGUACUACGUGGAAGUUUCGGUUGAUCAAGCGAACUGGGAACGGGUGGUAGACCAUACUGACUAUUUCUGCAGAUCGUGGCAAUUUUUGUACUUUCCAUCGCGUGCCGUUCGCUACAUUCGGCUGGUUGGAACUCAUAACACGGUCAACAAUAUAUUUCAUGUAGUCGCUUUAGAGGCGAUGUUCACUGAAAAAACAACUCCAGUGGUGAAUGGUAUAGUCGCGCCGAACUAUAACGUGGCAACGGUGGAUCGUAGUGCCACUGUGGUGGAAGGCGUUAGCCGUACACGGAAUGUACUAUUGAAUGGCGACGUGAAAAACUAUGACUGGGAUUCGGGAUACACCUGUCAUCAGCUUGGCAGUGGAGUAAUCUUAGUUCAGCUAGGACAACCUUACUGGAUUGGUUCGCUACGGCUACUGCUAUGGGAUUGUGAUGAACGAUCCUACAGCUUUUACAUCGAAACAUCAACCAAUUUAAAACAGUGGGAUAUGGUGGUUGAUAAGAAAAAUGACUUGUUGAAGUCUUGGCAGCAUUUUACUUUUGACCCUAAAAUAGUCGUGUACAUCAAAAUAGUGGGAACUCACAACACAGCAAAUGAGAUUUUCCACUGUGUUCACUUCGAGUGUCCGUCGCAGGAUCCAAAGUAUGUAAAAAAUGAAGUCCGCGACGGGAUGCUUCUGCUAGGGCUGGCAGGAAGCUCCUUGCAAUCGACGGCAGGCGGUGCCAUUACAUUGUCACCAUCAGCAGCCACGAGUCCGGAAUCAACGGAACCACAUCCCAGUACAAGUCGGGAGAGUACGGUCUCUACCAGAGAGCUGGUGGAUUAGGAACCCUCGUGGGUUCUUUUCUGUUUCAAACGGUUUCGUUGGAAGCCCAUUCGGGAUACACGGGAAACGGCUUUCGAUCAAUAAAUACAAUCUUCAGUUGGCUUCUGCAAUUUAAAGUUCGGCUGGAAGUUCAAAAACUUGUAAGGUUUAACUGGGAGAAAGUUUACUAAAUAUUUGCUUCAGCCUCGCUUGCCAUUAGAUUGCAAGUAUGUACAUCACAAUUGUAUAGUUUAUUUAUCUUUGCGAAUAGAUUGUUUCGGUAUUGUUUAAUUCCGGAGGUAUAGAAAUAAAAUAUGCAUAUUUAAUAAGGGAUUUUCAUAAUAAAGUGUUUGGUUCGCAUUACCUAUCCUA